AUGGCUCUCUCCAUAGCUAGAAGUUCUUUAGGCGCGUCUCGCCGUAGGUGCCACUGGAGUGGGAGUAUUCAAGAUAGUUACAGCGAUGCCUCCUUGUCAGCUGCGGCUUGCAGCAGAAGCGUUGCCGCUGCAACGGCAACACGGGGUGCGGCAUCUGCUGCUGCUGAUGCGGCUUCUUCGCCAACUGCACGUUCUGCAACGGAGGCAGCAACAUGCAAACAGGGGGGCGCUGGAGUUCUCUCCACUGUCGAAGAAAGCCGAAGCGGCGGCGAAGACUGUCCCCGGAAAGCAUUUGAAGCAGUAGUAAAUGGCGUGUGGGUGUCUGCAGAAGGUGGGGACGCUGCCACUUCUCUCCUUGAGAUAAUCGAGGAGCGCAAGAAGGCCUGGGCGCUGGCAAAGGCAGUGGGGGAAAGGAAGCCCCAAGGUAUAGAAUGCAGCAGUGCUGUGUAUGGACAGAUUAAUGCAGACGAAACCGUCUAUGUCAUCCCAGAAGAGGCUCCCAAUUGCCGCAGUCUUUGCCGCGCGCUCCUGCACAAACACGGAGGCACCUGCGAUGGGGCGUUGGACCCAUACACGUGCUUGAUGGAGCAUCGUUCAGAGCGGUGGUUCCCUCAAGUGUACAGGGAGCGCUGUGUGUUUACGCGGCCUUCGCUGCAGCAACCUGACUUCGAGCGCAGCAGCUGCAGCGAGGAUUGCCUGCGUCGUGGGAUGGCUGCGUGGCUCAGGCUUCUUCGUCGAGGCGAUCUUUCUUGGCAGUCCUUCCUGGAGCAGGUGCCCUACUCCUGCACAUUUACAAGAGUUGACCCCGAAAGAGAUCGAGGGUCUGCACGCGCACAGACGCGUUUCUCGGAGAGUUCGUCACUGCGUGUGUUGCAGAAGGCCAGAACCGCGCGCUAUUACAUCAUACACCGUAGGCUUAACGAUCCAGAGGUCUCUGCUGCGGAGGAGGCGGAGUCGACGGUUGUGCCUGCGGAGUAUUGGGAGGGCCUGGAGGUCGGUGAGAGAAGGGGAUGGUCUGUAGCCAACACCUUCUACGCACCUGCCGACGAAAAAGAAGUGCUGCCGCUCGUGCAGCGCCUUACUGGCAAGCGCAUUGGUCAGGCCAUUUGCCUCUUCAGGGAGCAGCAGGAUGGAGGGAGGGGGCGCUUUGGCAUGGUCCCUGGGCGCUCUUGCGCCGGCUAUAUUGGUGUGUUGUACGUGCUGGCGCUGGAAAAUCGCCCCUCUCUUGGCUUUGACGGGGGCUCUCUGGGGUUUGACUUGUGCGUUUCUCACCGGGUGCUCAAAGAUAAAGUGAUGGCAGAUGAUGCAGCAAUCGAAACGCUGCGGAUACGGACACGGGUGACGGUAGGGACACCCUGCGGGGUCGCGGGGGGCUUAGACAAGGGCCUGUGGGGUGUGGCUUUCUUCGCUGCGCGGUACCCCCAAGCCAGAGGCAUUGAGGGCUUUCCAACCGGGGGCGACUGCCCGUGGCCAGGGGCGUUGCAGUUGGGUGCUAAGUGUUUUCUUAAGACGAGAGGACGCCGAGACGGGGACGCAAAAAACAACUUCUUCGCGGCAAAUGCACAGUGCAGAAGCCUCGCAGCGGCUGUGGGGUUUGACCACGAUGACGCCAGCCUCGCUGCCAUCCAAAACGAUAUGGAAUUCAACCUUGCCGGAGAAAUGGUAUCGGGAGUUGGCGAUUCAUGGAUGGGUUUGUUCCAGCCGGGGCAGUGUCCGUUGGUGUCUCCUGGAGUUGGGGCUACAUGCAGACGCAAAGAAGAGGAUUGCUCGGAGGCAGCCUUGACUUCUCCCGACAAACUCGGCAACCGUCUCAGCGCCAUUGUCGCCUCUUGCCCAGCUGCGCGCACCUGGCCCCCCUGGAAGCCUAUCAGCGCACACUCCCCGCCCACCUGGGACCCCCUAUUCUGUGACGGACAUCCUCAAGCGCUGGAUGGGGAGAAAUUUGCCGACUGCGCAUCCCUUACUCAACAGGGGGCGGGGCCUCCCUGUCUGCGGGCGAGGAGUUGCGACGCCUCGUUAGCGGCUGUCUGCUCCUUGCGCCUCAGGACAGGCCCACGAAUAUUGUCGAAGGGGAACCGAGGAGCGCGGGACGUGCCUCUGGUACUCUGCAGCGACGCGAAGAACUGCUGGCUGACCCUGAAAAUGCCAGAUGCUGACUGGUGGGGGGAGACGGUGGAGCGGCGUCCUCACAAGGACCAACCCUUUCCCCCAGGAUACUUGGCGUUAAUGCGAUUCUGCGGGACUGGCUCAUUUCUUGCCGGCCCGUGGCCGGUGCAACCCCACAUUAACUUGGUAAACGACGCCCGUCUGACGGAGCUGCCAGCUGGAGUGUACGAGAUCUGCUACUGCUCGCCUGUACGGGUCGGAGGUGCAGCUGUCUCCUGUGGUGAGGGCGAACAGUUUACGUUUUUGCGCGGUAUGCUGCAAUUAAGCAACAAUGAGGGCACCACCCGCCUCGGCGCCUCUCCCGCCAGCGGGGUAGGGCCUGUGAGGACUGCUGGUGCGGACGUUUCCUCUGCGGCCUUCAAGCUGUUGGCCGGUGCAGGAGCAACAGAAGCAGCGGGCGUAUUGCUGGAGGCGCUGCCCAGCGAGUUUGGCCCUGAGUUGGUUUUCUGCACAGUGGGAGAGGACAGGCGCACUGACAGCUCUUGCCGUUUCACCCUCCGCAGUGCAGCGGACACAGAGAUAUCUGUCGCUUUGUCUAUUGUGCCCGUUACGGAAGAUGCAGGAGACGGUGCAGAACUGUGCACUCUGCCGGGGAUUACGGUGGCGGUGUCAGUAAAGGGGGAGGCAGAGGUCGAGGUGCCUUCCUUCCUUCCUCGAAGCCUCCAAUACGCGAUCUGCGGGAAUGGAUUUUUUCUAGGGACACUGAUCGUCUCAGCAAUGGUGAAAGCUGGACCCGACGCACUCUCCGAAGGAUUUAGCUUCGCCCAAUCAAGUGAGACAGGGAUCCUACAGCAGCGCGGCCUCCCGCGCUUCCAGCUGCUGCGGGGGUGCACAGCGCUGCUACACCUGACGCUGAAGUUUCCAGACGAGAAGAUAAACAACGCUUUCCUGGAAGUAGUAGUGGAGGGCUUCAGCUCGAUUGACUUGGCAGAGAACGUGGUGCUGUCCGUAAUUGAGGCAGAGACGGUGCAAGACACGAGCUGCAAUCAGCAGCUCGCCACAACGCAGGCUGAUGGCGGCACGUACUCUGGGAAGUUCGACGAAGUGCAGCUGCUGCUGACGUUUACAGUUCCUGCCCCCUCAGUUCGCUCCAAACUCUGUCUUGUCAAUCCCGUCACCGAGUACUUCACGGACAUCACUAGCCUGGGGCAAGCCCCUCUGCCCACGCUUCCUGAGAGGGUCACCGCGGGGGAAGGCCGCUGUUCUUUGGCUUCCAAGGGAGACUGCGUCAUAGGCCUCUACCCGGACGCAAGCACCAUUGACCAGCCCUGGGCAGCCUUUUACCCGCAGACCGUCGCUGUGAAGUUGCUGAAGGGCAUGGUGGAGUGCCCUAGUGACCCUUCGGAUCCCGUCUUCGAAGUCUUCGCAGGGGACGUGGCUGACACGGCGGCUUUGCUGCAGGCAAGCGCGCUGUCGAUGACAUUGACGCAUGCAGACUCCGUCAAGCUGAUGUUUUCCGUGGAACCCAAACUCAAACAGUGGGUUGCCAACGCCGAAGUUGCCACCAUCUGCAUGACACAAGAGGGACUGAAAAACCCAACACAGACCUGCUGGGAGAACGAGCGAUGCACUCAGUUUCUUGGAUACAUGCGCUGGACAGGCCCAACGGCGGGAUACGAGCAGUUCUUCCUGUGUCAGCGCGGACAAGCAUGCGACAUCGAGAUCCGCGGGAAAAACAUGAACUUUCUCAGCAUGCACUUCAGUCGUCUAGCGGCUCUUGACGCUUGUGGGAAAGUCUCAGGAGAAGGAAGCCUGCCUCUUUCGGGAGCUUUGCGAGGCGUGGACCUGUCCUUGCCUUCGGACCAUUCCAGCUUCUCGCAGAUCUCGGCCGCCGGCGAGCGUGUUCAGGAGGCAGAUUCCGCCUUUUUGGAGGUCAUGGAUGAACCUGCUGAUGAGCAGGUAUCGGCGACUGUAUUUCAGGAAGUUAGGAGCACCCAACUCUUUUCGACGACAGUUCACUUCGACCUGAACACUAGUAUCGACCGGGACAGCUUGGAGCUGUGCUGGAACCCCUCAGUGGGCUCUGUGCACCACCUGCUGGACCACACCGUACAAUGUGCGUGCCUGUUCGCUGCAGCUGUAAAGUUACCACCUGCGUUGUUUGACAGUCCGGUUAUGGCCGUGACGCUUCAGAUUUCAGCCCGGCUAGUGCCGCCUUUCCUUAGAGGGUCCACGAAAGUCUACCUUAAGAGAGCCCCCACAGACAAGGACGUGGACACCUGCAGCUUCGCUGAGGACGCGCGGGAAGGAGCGAUCACGGCCUAUCUGUCGGUCUCGGAGGCCAAGGAAACGGACGACGGGCAAAGCUUAGUGACUGUCGUUGCUUCAGUUCAGCAGCAUACUUCCUCUGUCUGCUGGGUUCAGUUUCACACACCAUCUAGCUUCACGGAGGAUUCCGUGCAGACGACCUAUCUCGGGAGGCUUCCAGGACUUGAAUUGCCAUCCUCUGAUAUUGAAGCCACCUGCAGCGUUGACGUAGCUGCCAGCUGCACAGCGACAAGAGCACUGCAGUUCAGUUCGGUGUUAGAUGCGAAUGGGCAAGCGCUGCAAACUCUUGCCUUGCUUCCUCCAAACACGACCGUUGCGGCGGUUCCCCAGGAUGUGUGUCCUUCGACACCUGGGGAGAUCGACUUCACCACUCCUACGAACAAACAGGGGAUUAGUUCGGAAAAGCUUGAGAGCAGCAUCACUGGGAAUUCAGUGACUGUUACUUUGGACCGAAAUUCGCGUCUUCUCAAGAAGCGCGGUUUUGCAGCUCUGUGCAUAGUGGACAACGAUUGCGUAGACCCCGUUGCGAAACCAUGCGUGAAGCAGCUGGGGACUGCUAAGUGGAAAGGACCGACCGCUUCACCCUACACGGAGCAACUCUGCGAACAGCUGGAGGCCGGACGCUGCCGGGUCACAGUUGCAGGCUUUGAAAUGACUUCUCUGGAUUAUGGCGUGCCCAGGUUGGCGCUCUCCAGAAGCUGCGGUGAUGCUAACUCGACUUCGUGGGCUGUGGGUGAGAACGACGGCGCAGAGGAAGGAACAGCAACGUUUCUAGUGCCUGCAGAGGCGGGCACCGGAUACCAGCUGUGCUGGAAUACCAAGGCCACUCCUGGGUCCUCAAAGGAUGCCGACUCCGAUGAAUUCAAGGCAAACUUCAACCUGGCAGUGUCCAGCAUCUCGUUUCUACCUUUCCCCAUCGUAAAAGCGCGCAGGGUUAGUAGGAGGUCUCCAUAUUCUGCUAGUGUGGUGGUUCAAGUAAGCGCUUUGCUGGACGAGAAGACGGCCAAAGAGUUUGGAGGACGUGCUCCCAAGCAAGGCCUGUGGUGCAGCAUAAGCGUCGACGCCUUCACGGACGGCUCUAGCUGUAGCAGCGGCAGCAAACUCGUGACCCAGCCCCAGGCACAAGUGACUUUCGAGAAAGUCAUGAUUCGCAAUCGCCAAGACGGUUCACCGGUGGAAACAGGCACAGAUGGCACAGAGGCCACGGUGGCCAUCAUGUCCUUCGAGAUGCAGGCGGGAAAAACGCCCACCACCUACUGCUGGACUACCAUGUUUUCCGGAGGAACGUCUGUUCCCGUCAGGAAAAGUUGGACACCCCUGGUAAGCGUCUCGGGGCCUACGCCUGGACACCUUGGAGGGUCCAUCUCAAACACUGCGAUCGCCUUGGGCUUUGUUCCGUGCAUGUCGGGCAGCACAGAGGCAUCUGCCUGUAUCUUCGGCGUGACUGCUAGGCCACCAGAUGACCCUGCCUUAUUUCCUACCAACGAGGUCAAACAAAGCAGUGUGAUUUUGCUCCCUGGGGAAACUGAAUGCCCCAGCAAAGACAACUCUAUCUAUAAGAGUGCUGUGGGGCUCGAGGCCUCGGAGUUAAGUACCAACUCGCCGUUGAGCCUCUCAGCCGAGCCGAUAUCUGAUGGUGAGGUGGUGGAGUACGCGACCUACAGGUUUGGCUCUGCAAGAGCCUGGCUAUCUGAGAACGGCUCCGCCACAAUAUGCUGGCGGGACGAUGGCACUGGCGAAUCGAUCAAAAUCGCUAAUGUGCUCUGGGUAGGGCCUCUUUUCAAGCGGAAGCCCAUACAACUAUCUUGUUCUCACAGCGGCGCAUGUCCAAUUACCGUUCAAGGCAAAAACCUCACAAAGUUAGACCACUCUUUCAGUAGGGUGGCGGUUCUCCAGAAGUGCGGAGAGGCCAGGGGCCUUGGAACUGCACAGCUCCGAACUAUCUUCCACACGCGCUGCAAGCGAGGUACGACUCCUGAGUUUGUGGAGGCUCGGUGGGUAGAUACGCGGGGAGUUUGCGGGGAGGUGGACGUGGCGGAUUUGUUGAAUGCUCAUUGCAAAGGCAGGAGGCUUUGCUUCUUUAUUCCCGUGGCUCGUAUUCCUUCUGAGUCAGCCGGAGGCAAAAACGCUGCCUUGCAGGUGUCUGUGCCAGACACCUGUGAAGACACUAGCUCAAGGAAGCUUUUUGGCGUGUAUCGUUGCGUUGAUGAUACAACCUCUUCGACGAACGGAGAGAACGGUUCAGUAGGCGAGCUCGAGGAGGGCUUGGUGAUGGUGGAGCUUUCCACCAAAAUCCAGGUCAGGGACACCGCAAUCGAGGAUGAGGGAGCAGGAUCAGGGCAUGAAUCAGGAACAAAACUACGACUACAAGCAUACAAAAAACGAGGACCAAAACUAUCACCAGAACCAGGACCUGUAGCACUACUACAAUUACAAGAACCAGAACAGGGACUAGAAUCACCUUCCGACAGAAACAGCUCUACCUCCAAUGAAAGCUCUUCUGUCUCCGAUGAAAGCAUUUCAUUCUGGGCCCCUCAAGGUUCUCCAGGACUUUAUGAGAUUUGCUGGAACCCUCAUAUCUCUCCUAACCACGACCCUUCCGCGUACUCAGAGUCUCUAGGUAUCAUUGAGGUGUUCCCUGUCCUCUCCAUUGUGGAUGAAGCGGUGGUUUGCUCGGGAACAGAACUUUCCACUUGCACCCUGCAGGUGACUGUGGGCGCUCAAGAAACGAUUGACGAUGGCCAAUCGUUCGGUUUGCUGUUAGAAGAUCAAGAUGGGGCUGCAACUUGCGGGAAAGUUACUGAGGAGCAGUGGGAUGCUGUCGUCUUGCCCCACCAGUCGUCGUGGAGUGGAGCGAGCUACCUAACCGAACUGACAUAUUCUACGCAGCUUCCAACUGAGAGCCGGAAGCUGUGCAUUGUGGCUGUGCAGUACGUAGGAAACGUUCCAGGACCGUCCGCUCCUACAGAGCUCCCCGGUGGCGAGGCAGUUUGCUUAAAUGGUGAUACGGAGCACUGCCAUGUUAAAGUUGCCCCUGAAGACGCCUCCAAGUAUUACAUUCUUGACAACCGCAUACCGGACGAAGACGAAACCAGCCCUUCUUUCGAUGCAUUCGCCAACUUGAAACCGCACCUCGAGCCAGACUCAAGCGUCUAUGCGUUUCAAGGCGAUGUCGCCUGUCCCGAGAGCCAGUCCGAUGAAAGGUAUUUGAAGGCAACGACAGUCCCCGCUGAUGGUGUAACGAAGUUAGCUUUAUCAGCCUCAGAGAUAGAUGGCCUAACAUUUCGCUUCACGGACGAGCAGACAGCAUGGCUUACCUCCUCCACGGGUGUAACCUUAUGCUGGGCACUGCCACUGUGCUCUGAAGACCCUCUGAAGAACGGAUCCCGGCCAUGCACAAAGCGACUUGGAACACUUACGUGGGCCGGCCCCGUCGUCCAGAAACCGUUGCCAACAGUCCGAUGCAGGCUCGGGCAACCUUGUGCAUUCGUAGUGGUAGGGACGAAACUGGCGGCGAUGAAUCACGAGAUUAGUCGAGUGGCUUUUGUGAAGUCUUGCGGGAGCUCAGAGGGUCCUGGCAUUGGCAUCGUGACGGAGUUUCCCCGAGGAUACACUUCCGCCAGCUCUGAGGGGAGCUGGGUGAGCGGGUCGAGUUUUGCUGAACUUAAGUCAAGGCGAACAAGACGCGGAAGCAGUUACCUGAGGGGCAGGGAGAAGCGUUUGCCACGCCUGGAGGACAGGAUGUUAUCUUUGUUACAACAGGACGAUCAGGAGCUUUUCUCAGUUGACAGCAUGACUGUCAUUUCGCCGCUGCCUGUGGACGACAGUCUGGCAGUAUGUUGGAACCCCUUGCGGACUCCCACAGACCAGCUGGAAGACUUUACCUUGGAGAUUGGCAAGGCAUUUGGCUACGGCAUCAGUGAAAUAACUGCCUUUUGUACUUCGGGCUCCGUUUGUGGCGUCGACGUCACUACGAAGGGCUCUUUCCCGGUUGACGGAGUUUUAAACAUAAGGGCUUUCAAAGAGUUUUGUGGAUAUGAAUCUGCGGCUGCGCUAGAACUCCCGGACGGCGGACAAUUCAAGUUCUUGAGCGGAACAAUCUACACAUUUUCUUCGGCAAUCGGCAUGAAGGAGCCUGAGCUGAUAACCUAUGAAUUGUGCUGGUGUGACGAGCAAUCCACGCCUGAGUGCAACGUGACCAACUACAUCGAACGCGUUGGUUCUCUGCAGGUUCAGUCCAUGCAGCAGCUGCAGGUGAUUUGCAUAAAGGAUGCAAGCAGCAUAUGCAGAAUAACUCUUCCCGCUAGCAUGGAGAGAGAUUCCCUUUUGUACAUCUCCAAGAUGACGAGCAGUUCGCCAGCCACGUGCACUACCCCCUACUACCCUCUACCAACAGGACGCGGAGUUGUCAGUGGGGACAAACUUGAAAUAAGCGUUGCUUUCAGCUCCCUGGAAGCCACAGGUCUGGUUGACUUGCCCCUGGCCAUUUGCUGGACCCAGAAUUCAGACGCCACAAAGAGUAUUCCUGAAUGGAGUAGUUCGUUCAUCGGUACACUGAUCUUCGUCGACCCUCACGCCAGUGCAAAUACCACAUUUGCUGGCGUGCCCCCCAUCAUUCGCGUCGAUGUUACUGGCUUGACCAGCGAACAAAAGACAGAAGACGGCUUGCCGCUCCCUUUGCAGCAGCUGUACCUCAAGGACAAGGGAACGUGCGCGUCUUCAACAUCAAGUGUUGCUUUUCCUCUCAGUGUUCAGUCAGUAGAGGCAGUGAAAGGAGGAACCGGCCUUCAAAUAACCUUUGGGACGUCGGACCUUAUUCCGAUUGUCCUCCAGGAGGUAGAAACAAGCGUGCGUGAGCUUUCUCUCUGCUGGUGCUAUAACGAUUCAAUGUGCGUCAACUCUGAAGAUUUUGACUCAGAGCUUUCAAGAGUGGCUUUCCGUGCUCCAGCUUCAGGGGUGUCGCACGAGUGUACGUACGACACUACCUGUUCCCUGGGCAUCAAGGAUAUCCCGAUGACGGAGUUCGCGUCGUUCCUUCCCCAACUCCUUAUCCGGCCUGACUGCGCAGUCGACUCGGCGGAUGAUGGACUUCCAGAUGGCGGAACGAUGGCACUGCGAUUGACAACAGAGAAGCCGACUCCGACUGACGGGGACUCCGGUUCUCCAUUUGAAGACCACAUGUAUGGAUUCAGGUCUCUGGUGAAUCGCGAGCGGGCUCUAGGUGGAAUGCAGCAAGUGCAGAAAAUGAUAUGCUACUGUACUGACUCAACAGCAUGUACACCGGAUCGCCUAGUGAACAUUGGGACAUUGACUAUAACGGACGUAUGGAACACUGAGUUUCGGGUGUCUUUAGUGCAACCCAUUCAGCUGCCGUUUACUGUCCACAGUCCACUGAAGCAGCAAGACAGCCAGCGGAGACUGUUGGUAACGCGAGGGGAAAAUUCGCUCCCUUGCGUCUUGGAACAGCAAGCUGACAUCUGCACAGUCAACUUUCAGGACUUUCCGGCGGACACCUUGACAUCUCCUGACCCGGCUAGUCUCCAAUAUUACGAUUCGAGCCUUCCCCAAGAUACCGUUGACACUCGCCCAGUUCCAUACGUGGCAAUAGCUUCUCUAGUUCCAGCAGGUCCAUGGAAGGCGGACUACGCGUUUACGUGCGUUGUCGGAGGAAACUGUGAGGUUACAAUAGAUGUCGUAAACUGGAAUGCAGAAGACAAAGUAGCCUUGCUGUCACGUUGCGGACACGGUGGAACGGGCGAAGUGGGCUUCAACCAGACCUCAGAGGGCGCCGACGGGAGCUCUACUUCAGUCGUUUUCCGAUGGACAAGCCGUUUGGAACUCUCGGCCAGCCAAAUGGAAACUGGCCUUGAGCUGUGUUGGAAGGCAGUCGAAGAUGCACUGUUUCCUCUUGGCGCCAUCAGUGAUUACACUGCGAAGUUUGGCACUGUCUCGAUUGCAGGCGUUUUUCCCAACCAAGACGCAUCUUGUUACGUCGGUCAGAGGUGCAUAGUUAAGAACCUCAAGGCACAGAACCUUUCUAAUGGCACGCAUGUCGCAGUGCUUGACGGGGGUUGCGGUCAAGAUGGGGUAGAGUGGAGCCUUGCUCCAAACGGAGGACUUAUGGUCACAGACACUGUCAACCCGAAGAAAAUAACUGUUUCCUUUCCGGGAAGGCUACCAGUAAUGGAUACCGGCUCGUUAGUAAUGUGCGGGUGUAGUGAACGUGAGUGCACAACUUUACAAGACUAUGGAUGGCGCAUAGGGGAAUUGUCGAUUAAAGGGCCAACCUCCCACGCACCCCACUUGGAGGUGUUUGCAACUUCGGAUAUUCGCCUGUCGUUGUCGGGGGAUUUCGAUGACAUGUUCUACUUGCUGUUAAAGGAAGGGGUCAGCUGCACAGCUGGUCGAGCAGACCCAUCCUGGAACUUGCAAGGGUUUUCACCAAUUACUGAGGGAAAGGCUGCGUGGGCGCCCUUCAACACGGGUGUAGGGCCCCUUUCCAUAUGCAUUUGUCACGAUAAGGUGACCGGCCUUUCGGAUCCUUUUGGAAACCCAUCUGAAGUCCCAACCACCUGCGAGAAAGCGUCAAAUUACGCAGUCAAAGUCGGCCAAGUCUUCGUCAAUGGACCGGUUAAGCACGACACUAAAUUUACCUGCCGUUCAGGCGACUCUCGGGUUGGAGAGCAAACCGAGUCAACGGAUCCGGACUACCCGAUUAUCUACGAGAUACGUGAAUCUGCUUUUAUGUUUCACGAUCUUGUGGACCUAGGGGCGGGAACGCAUAACCUGUGCUGGAAACAAGCUGGUGCCACCACGGGUGUGACGCUGGGAACCUUUACCAUUGAAGUUGAAGUCCCUACGAACAGCAUCAUCCCCGAUGAGGAGGCUGCAAACUAUCGCAUUCGAGCGUACGCCUACAAAGGCAGCGACAUAUUCAGGAACUUUUCCUGCGGACAGCAGGCAGAAGAUGAUACUGCUCCCGCCGUAUUCGGUUGCUCACCAGCGACUGGACCUCCUACAGCGGUGAAGAACAGUGAGGCCGGCAGCAUCCUCAUAUGGGAAGACGUGUGCGUCAUCGUCGAUGAAUUGUACACGGAAGCUGUGGCAGGUGAUAAGUAUGGCAUUUGCUUUUGCGAUGGAAAUCUACUGGGCUGCGACACUGCAGAUCGAUAUCAGCUCCUCGUGCAAGCCUGGGAGUUGUCAGGACCAAGGCCGCUGGAGCAGGAUGUUCUGCCCCGUUACAGAGCGGGAGUUCGAUUCUCUCUGAGUAUUGAAGGGGUUAAAUUAAUAGAUGAUCCAGCCAUUAUGCUAUCGCCAGCUUUUGAUCCUCUCACCAGCACCCGGUUCACUUGUCAGAGCGAUGGUAAGCCUGAGAUGCGCAAGUUCGUCGGCACUGUAGCUGCUGACCGCGCGCUUGCUACGUUCACCGACGUCUAUGUCCCCUUCACGAUAUCUCAAGGACUGUUUUGCUGGUGCCCUGGCGGCGACUGCUCAACUGCGAAUGAAUUCACUGUACAGCUCGGCCGCUUUGGCGUGACAGGCCCCACGUUCAUUGCACCACGCAUAGUGGUGGGUAGUUACUUCACCGUUCAGCUAAUAGGGCCGAGUCUCGAAACAAACGACGCCAUUAGUAUCCGCGGUCCGACUGACAUUUGUGGGGACCCUGGAACAGAGAAUAUGGAUCCAGGAAUUGUAAUGGAGGAGACAAACAGGACGUUGAACAGUUUGGGAACAGUCGAGUCAUUUUCUGUUUCAGAGAAUAGCGUUUCAGGUGAGCCGGAAAUGACGUGGACUUCAUGGGGAAUACGCAUCAAGGCAACAGUCCAAGGAUACAUGAAAAUAUGCUACUGCCCGUCAACAGAGCAGGAAUGCGAGUCUUCUGGAGGCAAGUUAGUGCUUGCCGGCUUACUGGAGACACGUGGGCCAUCCAAAGGAGACAUCGAGCUUGUUGCUUCUGACGAAUAUGGAGAAUACCUUAUAGUCCGUGGUACCAACUUGUCAACUCGGAACCUUUUGAGGUACUUCCAAUAUACACCUCUUGAAGGCACGACAACUGCUGAACAGGAGGCUGACAUCUGCUCAAAUUCGCUGAACUUGAGCGGAGGAGUUACCACGUUCCCUGAUGCUAUAAAUGCAGCCGGCACCGAGCAAUACUUCUCAGUGACAGUUUCUGUGGGAUUCCAGCAAGGUGUUCAUAACGUAGUUCUGGGACACGAAGACACUGUGGUCAUCAGUGGAGUUAUAAACGCAACUGAUACCUACGAGGUGGCACUUGGACUUAAUAGGGAUAUGAGCGAAUGCUCCCAAAUAUUUAAUUCUAGAAAGUUUCGAAGUGACAUAGGCGUCACUACAGUUUCUGUCUCCGAAAGCCGAAUGGUUCUUCAAAUGGAUGCCGCAAAGGAGCAGGGCUGGCACAAAAUCUGUGUUAGGAAUAAAACUGCUUCUUUGGUCUUUGAUGCCGGGACGGUAGAAGUGACCACAUACUUUCAGAAAUCAGGGAUGGAUAUGUAUGAUACUCAGAGAACAUUCGUACUUCCGUGCCUUACAGGGACAAAAAAUUCAUUCAAGGAGCAAGUGCGGGAAUUCCCCCAAGUUUGGUUGCCAGACGGUACAGGCUUGUGGACCGCUAGGGUGGUCGUUGGAGUGCCGCGAACUGAGAAGGAAUACUCAAGGCUUCAGGUCAACUCGUCACCGAAGGAGAACUUCAUUGAAUUUCCGCAACUACGGAACGUUCUUGCAUGCGACACGACAAAGGACCAGGUGGUCCUUGUUUUAGGAGCUACCCACAUGUUGAUGCUGUACCCAGACAGUGAACGGCCUCCUGACGUAAUCAAUCACGGCGUGCCGUACCCGGCUGAUUUGGCUCAUGCUGGUAACCAAGUCUUCAUAACCAGCUUUGAUAGCCACUUGAUCACCUCCUUUAGCAUAGCGAACCCAUCCAAAAUCAUCUUCUACGAACCGACGAAUCCGACACUGCUAUCUGCAGGGGGCAUACAGGCAAUCGCAAACAUCGAUGGCAGUGAAACGUCUAUUUUCGUCGCGGACACAGUCGGGGGUAUCAUUGGCCGGCUGAAGAUUUUGCCAGAUGACCUGGACAAAACACAACACGGUGGGAAGAUAACUAGGGAGUGGACUGCAGUCUUCGGGAAGCAGAAGUCGGAUUUCCGCAAUACAGAGGGUGUGAAUCGUCCGUUUUGUCUCGCUGAGUUUGUAACUCCGUAUUCGACACAAGAGAACAUGAAUUCGUUGCUCGUUGUCGGAGAGCUUAUCUCCGAUCGCAUCACGUUCCUAAGCAUAGACAACAUGGGCAUUUCCUUCUACAGACAGAUCACUUUGGGAGUGACGAAAUUUAUAACAGGUCUUCGCAUCAUAGAUGAAGUCUUGCUUCUGACGUCCAAACAGUGGUCUGUAGAACAAGAACUUGGGCGAGCUGAAGUUGCAUAUAUAACGCUGAGCCAGCUGAUAGACAACGUGUACUUUACGUACCCGGACUUCAGCAAGAAGCUUCAGGCUGGUCUUCGAUAUCGUUUCUUGCCCUUAGUGACAGGCCAGGAGAUCCAGUUCUUUAAAGAGGAUGCAGAAGCGGGGGACCCCCUACAAUCCAUUGGUUUUACCCUUGACUCGAAAACAGGCGAAAUCCAGGGGACGCUUACGGCAACUGUUACCUCAAGGGUGGUGAUUGUGGGUGGUGACUUGCUGGGGUCUUACACGUGGUCAUUUGAGUUCGAAGCAGGGUGCCAAUCUGGCGAGUAUUUUAAUGAGGCGUCAAACAAGUGCGAACCGUGCCCCCUAGGGACGUUCCGUGACGAAGAAACUGAACUUCAGCGUUGCCAGGACCACAAAGCCUACAGCACGACUCUACAGACGGGAUCAACGAAUUUGUCUCAGUGCACCUGUAUCGAAGGCUACGAAAUUGGGCUUCUAGGGUAUUGCCAGCCCUGUCCGGCAGGAACAUACAAAGCCAUAGCAGCAGACGCAAAAUGCACGGGGCGAUGUCCUCAGCAUAUGUACAGUGGGAAAACGGGCGCGGCAAGUUUGGAAGACCUUAACUGCCAGUGCGAACCCGGAUUUUAUCUGUCAGAAAAUGGGUGUGAAAGCUGUCAGGUCGGGACUUACUGUGAAGGAGAUUUGUCUCCACCUGUCCAGUGUCCGGCCUUUGAAACUACAUCUUCUUCCGCGAGCUCUAAGUUUAGCGACUGCGUUUGCAUAGCUGGGUGCCCCAAGGGAUACGGUAAAGUUGCCAGCAGAAAUCCUCUGGAUCUGAGUCUAGCGUGCAUGCCAUGCCCUGUUAACUACUUCCAGCACAUGGACGGCUCAGAGGCCGAAUGCAUGCCUUGCCCGUCGAAUUCCAUGACGAAAUCUACGAAGUCUUCGAGCAUAACGAGUUGCGUUGCUCUUCCGGGAUACGGUGCCCUAGAGAACUUGCAAGCUCUAUCUCACCGUGUGGAGAGGAGCGACACGGAUGACUCUAGCACGAAUACGUUUUUGGAGGCAAUUGAGCUUGCCAAGGACGUCGAAAAAGCUUAUGAAUCGCUUUACGCAGAAGACCUUCUUGCUAUCAACGUGUUUUGUAAGGAGGAUAUCAGCUCAGUUCAAGAAUAUGAUAUGGCGGAGUUCGUCACCAUGCAAUAUGCUCUAUCUUUUGCAGAAUGCCAAGCUGCUUGCUUAAAGAAUGUCUACUGUACCAGUUUUUCGUUUUCCAAGGAAGACAGAUUUCCAACUCACACCAACACUGUUAUGAACUACACGGGCAUUUACUUCUACUCCUUCUGGCCUUGUCAUCUGUACAUGUUCGGGUCAGCCGCAGCAGCAGACGUCGAGAAUUGGAAAGACACGUGGGAGGGAACUGAUGUGGAGCCAGGCAAGGGAGUAGCGUGUGUCGUGGGCCGGGUCAAGGACGAGCUUACUUGGCAAAGGUUUCGUUACGUGGAGUGCCCACAGAAUGCAUAUUGCCCAGGAGACAAGGACGCCAGCAUCUUUGAAUGCCAGGAUUACGCCGUGACUCUCAGCACGGGGGCAUAUUCUCGGGAGCAUUGUCUAUGUGUCCCCGGUCGGGAGCCCGUGGGGCACAUGUGCGAACAGUGCAAGCUGGGAUUCUACAAGAAUGCCACCGAAAAUAUUGCAUGUACGGAGUGCCCACAGUUUUUCACGACCAGCAUCACCGCGAGCACAAGUGCGUACGAGUGCACCUGCCAAGCGGGCAUGUACAUGGCGCCUCCAGGCACUACAGAGGAAACAGAACAGACGGACAAGAUUGACCAGCCAGAACAAAUGGGACCCACAGAGCAGACGGAUGGAGCUUUAGAGCCCCCUUCACCAGCUGCAUUAGAACCGGCAGCUCUUCAGACAAUUGUCCAUGCCAGGUCGAUUCGGGAGCUAGGCAGGCAUGGAGAAAUGGAGCCAGUGUCACCCGGUGGGACGUCGAUGUUACAACUAGGGCAAUUGCCAUGGCUGGAAGAAGAAACUCGAGAACAGCUGGAAAAGGUAGUAGAAUUGGGUGUAUGCGUGCCCUGCCACACGGGAAUGUUUUGUCCGGGCCACUGGAAAGAUCCGCCUACAAAUUCUACUCACAUGCCUCCACAGCAGUGUAUUGAGGGAUCCAGCGUCCCGCAGUCUACCGUUAAUGCAGAUUCUGUUGAAAAGUGUCUGUGCCUUGCGGGGUAUGCCUAUGGACGAUCAUCGGACGCUGCUGUAACGUCAGAUUCAUACUUUACUUGUAGCAAGUGCCCUCCUGGCACAUACAAGGAAUUACAAGAAAACUCUCCUUGCUCUGGCCGUUGUAUGAAGGAUGCUGAAACGUAUCCUGGGGCAAUGAGCAAGAGCCAGUGUUUUUGUCAGGUGGGGCGCUAUGCCGUCGAGACGGAUGACUCUGAAGGCAUGUUCAGUUGUGUGGAAUGUAUUACCGGAGGCGUUUGCGUCGGUGGCUUCAAGCAAAGCGUUAUUAAGGCGAUUGAGGAAAACCCCAGCUAUACGAACAUCACCAUCGCGGACCACACCACUCCAUACCCGCAGAAGGGAUGGUUUGCAACUUUCAAGACUAACGCUGAUGAACCUUGGAGGCCUAAUUGGUUGGCGUUUACAGCGGAUUCUUCAAAUCAGACUUCUGGUGUUUUCGACUUGACCACUGCUGCUGAUGAGAACGGUGGCACUGCCUUUCUCCAAAACACACAGUAUGAUAGGGUCCCCGACAUUCACCCCUGUCCUGUAGACUAUAGAUGCCAUGGCGGCCCGUCAAAUGCUUGCGCCGAAGGAGGGUCCGGAUACCUUUGUAGCACAUGCAAAAGGGGCUACGACAUCUCUACCCACGGAGGGGUAUGCACCAAAUGCCAGCCUAUUUGGUUUGAAAUCGCCUACCUCAUCACGUCGAGGCUUGUUCUCUGCGUCAUCGCGUGGCUCAUAGCUGCAAUCAGCUGCCUUGCCGUACGAAAUCCUGCCUGCAUCCAUCCCAUUUUAAUCCGGAUCUGGUUGUCUAACUUGUUCGUAUUUUUUCUUUUCGGCUUCUUCCCUGAAAAUAGUGUCUCUGCGUUGGUAGAUUGGGCCCCGAUGUACAGGGCUAUGUUUACAUAUCCCAUCUUUAUAUUCAACAAAUACCCCAAGGUGUUCUGCAUUCUCGAUGAGUUAGGUUUCCCGUUGGAUUUCAAGAAGUCUUGGUAUCUCCAGAGAUUUGCUCAAAUGCUCGUGCCAGUUCUGGAUGUGUGCAUUACUACGGUGAUAUGCGGCAUUGCGCUGAUCCUUUACAAGCUAUACAGGCGCUCCAAGAUCCAGAGAGUUUCGCUAGUGCUAAGCCAUGCUCAGGAAGUCCAUGCAAGCGACAUUUGGGCGAUGCGUACUGUGGAAAAGAUAGAAGACAUGCGAUGCCUUGGGUUGUUCCACUAUAUCUCUCCUGCUGGGGCGACGCGUUCUCAGAAGAUCCUCCGCUUCUUUGGUGACCUAGUUCCAGCCUUCAUGGUCAUCUGGUUUUGGAAUUUGCCAUUCCUUGUUAUUGAGUGCACUCAGCUCCUGGGGUGUGUUUCAAUUGCGUACAAGGAUGAACCAGCCAUGUACUUCUUGACAGCCCUACCCGAACAAGAAUGCUCUCUCAGCGAGCCGUGGUUUGUGGCUGGUGCCAUCCUUGGAAGUAUCGGCAUUUUGGUCUGGGGAAUUGGCAGCGUCAUCGUCUUCUGCGUAUGGAUGCUUUACACGGACAACGCUGAUAAGUUGGAGGCAAGGUUCCGUUAUGGAUUUCUUUCCAAUGGCUAUGAAUUUCAGUAUCGAGCAUGGGAAAUGUUCCUAAUGGCGCGCAAACUGGCAUGCGCCUGUCUCCUAACAUUGCAACUCCAUAUGAGUGCAUCGGGAACUCAGGAGGUUUUCAGGAAUUCUGUUAACCUCCUGAUUGUCACAAUGUGCUUAAUCAUCCAGCUGCUGAUUGAGCCUUACGACCGGCGAAGCCACAACCUGACAAACCGGGUGGAGUUUAUGGGCCUACUAACCAACGUCAUCAAUUGUAUCAUUAUUCAGGGAAGUUUCUCCUUCCCAAUUUUCAGUUGGCUAGGGCCGCUACCGAUUAUUUUGUGUGGGUUGUUUCAUUUGUACGUCUUAUGGAAUCUGUUCGUGGAGGCUGGGAGAAUGGUGCUCAUGCGCCCACAUCUGGCAAGGCUGCCGUCGCCUUGGAGGUACUUCAACCUGGUGACUCGCUCACUCGCCAGAUUGUAUACUCGAGGACAUGCCAAGGUCUACUACAACUACAUCACCAGUGAGAUGGUGCUUGAGGCGGCAGCCAAGUCGCGGGUCUUCCACAUUCGCAGGAUGAUUCAGAGGAAGAAGAAGCUUACGGACUACAGAAAGAUCAAUUACGAAAACAGAACGUAUUUCGUCUCGGCCCUCACUGAUUCUCUCUCAAGGUUAGUCAUUUCUUGGUGUCAGUUUACUAUUCCUGGCGACUGGUUGGACUUUACCAUUCGCUAUGCGUUCUGCUACUGCUUCUGGAUGAGGCAUCGAGCUGCCAGCAAUCGAGAACCUCUUGACUUGGAAGAGUUCGAUGCAAUGCGGCCUUCCCUGUUUAACGAGUGCUACGUUGAGACGGAGGAUGGAGACGACGACGGUGCUCUAGACCCAGAGACUCAAUGCAACGAAGUAGAAGAGGAAUUUUUAGACAUGCUCGUUGACGACGACGUGUACGAUGAUAGUCCAAUCACUCUCAUGGAGUUAUACGUAGCAGUGCAGUCCAUGCGUUACAUUCCAAAAGGGCAGCUUCGCCGACUUCACGUGUGGUACCGCGAGAGGAUGGCUGCCGCUAGCAGCUCGGACAUGCCCGCACUGCGCAAAGAGAAUGAAGAGCUUGAGGCAGAGCUGCAGCAGUUGAGUGAGGUGCUGCGCAACCGUUUUGGCUCGCCAGGAGGAGAUACAGUGUCUUUUAACAUUCUGGACUUCUUCUUUGCCGUCGAAAUAUUACACGAAGCUGAGGCAGAGAACUCCCGCAUCAGGAGGGAUAUCGACAAGGAAAUCGCCAGCAUCAUGAAUGCCCGUGCAGCCCGUUCGGUGGCAGAACGAGUUCAGAUGGAACUAGAAAAGACGGAUGGAGAAGAGCUAGAGGACAUCCUGAGAUCGUUCGAUGAGGCCGCGGAGAGGACAACAGAGGCGAAGGCCCGUCUAGAAUACCUAGAAGAGGCCGUCGGGGACAGCAAGCGGAAAGUGAAAUCGCGCAGGAAGGCGUCUAAGGAGCUUUCGAAAAAGCGUGUGGUUGUGGGAUCCAGACGCUUGAGCAUAGCGGAGGAACGGAGGCGCAUCCUUCGCCCAACCAUCUCGAAUCUUGAUGCUGGUGGCACCCGUAAGUCGUUAUCUCCAAUCGUGAUUGAGAAAUUUUCUGGUGGCCGUACCAUUUCGCCUGUUGGCUCGGGAGAUGGAUCUGGGCGUCGGCGCAUCAGUGUCAGUGAUGCUGACAAUGGAAAAUCAAGACGUAUCUCUCUCUCCCCCUUACCUGGCAGUGCAUCUGAAGGAAGGAGGCUAGGGGUGCGCACGUUACAAUCCCACAGCAUCAGUUCAGAUAGCGUUGACAGCUCAGUAAGUGGCCGGAGGACCGUCAGAAGCGCUUCCCGUUCGCUGUCGUCCGACCACCUCUCUUCGGGUGAGGAUGAGAAUAGAGCACCAAAGAGAACUGCCAGAAUGGCUUCUCCUCCUGAACCAGUCGUACCGGCUGAGGGCCAGCCAAGUUUUGGACAGCAAGAGUCUCGGCGCAGGGUAAUGCGUGUCGGGAGUUCCGCAUCAUCAGAAUCAACCCAAGCUGGGACAAACGCUGGGGUAACCGAGGCGGCGCCAAAGAGAGCCAUUGGAACAACACGCUCACAAAGCUCCGAGCCCCUUGAAGGAACGCACCCAUCUGCUGAAUCUGAGUCCCCUGCACCCACUGCAAAGCGGUCCAUUGGGCUGUUUAAACGGCCACCUGGACCUAAAGAAGACAAACCGUAA
Eimeria acervulina is the source of this 19878-nucleotide messenger RNA. RefSeq names its product cysteine repeat modular protein, putative. The transcript is spliced from 55 exons. Gene Ontology annotation, biological process: signal transduction. Gene Ontology annotation, cellular component: cell surface. The record is from RefSeq and is a predicted model, not a curated record. Lineage: Eukaryota; Apicomplexa; Conoidasida; Eucoccidiorida; Eimeriidae. Bases 1 to 19878 code for a protein of 6625 amino acids.